This is a messenger RNA of Brassica oleracea var. oleracea, 663 nucleotides long. RefSeq lists its product as uncharacterized. The record is from RefSeq and is a predicted model, not a curated record. The coding region runs from base 46 to 663 and encodes 205 amino acids. Lineage: Eukaryota; Viridiplantae; Streptophyta; Magnoliopsida; Brassicales; Brassicaceae. The transcript is spliced from 4 exons.
ACUAAAGUACUCUCUCACAGAAAUCCUCUCUAGUGGUGUUCCAAGAUGACUCGUCCACCAAUGACAUCAGGCGGGCGUUCUUAUGGGACAGGACCAACUACCCAACCCUCUGGUUCUCAAGCUGCUGGUGCCCAAAGACAUGUUGCAAACCAUGAACCAGUUGAGAAUAGGGAAGAAGUUGCACAUGUUCCUGUACAACGUGAUGUUCGUGUACUCCACCCAGCUAGACAAAAUGGAGCUAAAUGGUUCAAAAACAACACUGAAGUAUCAACUUGUGUUCGAAAGAUCAUUGAAGGUUGUUUUAGAGGACCAUGGUAUAGCUGGAAAAAAGUACCACCGUUUUAUAAAGAUGCAUGGUUUUCAACCUUUCAGACUAAAUUUGAGUGGGAUGCCUCAAUUGAAAAUCUUGUUAAAGAAAACUUUGAUCAACUUGCCGCUACCCGUCUCAAAGGAAUGGUUAGUCUCGCAAAGUCAAAUGGAGAAAAACCUGAUUGGAUUUUGUCUGAUUACUGGAGGGUAAUGUCUGAGUAUUGGAGAACAUCAAAGGCCAAAGAUAAAAGUGAGAAAGCACGCGCUUCUCGUCUAACUAGACGUGAUGGCUUAGGGUACACAGACACAGAGCAGGCUCACGUUCUUAUGCCAAAGUUCAGGAUGUUUUGGUAA